Molecule: messenger RNA, 879 nt
Organism: Talpa occidentalis (Iberian mole)
Lineage: Eukaryota; Metazoa; Chordata; Mammalia; Eulipotyphla; Talpidae
Product: beta-1,3-galactosyltransferase 5-like
Exons: 1
Coding region: 1-879 (292 amino acids)
Cellular component (GO): membrane
Molecular function (GO): N-acetyl-beta-D-glucosaminide beta-(1,3)-galactosyltransferase activity
Source: RefSeq, a predicted model, not a curated record
AUGUGGUACCUUAGUGAGGAAGAUCUGGACCCUUCUGCAGUACUUCCAGAGUUUUUCAAGAGAGAAAACGGGGACUUCCUGCAGCUCCCAGACAUGGACUGCGAGCAGCAGCCCCCCUUCCUGGUCCUGCUGGUGACGUCGUCGCCCCAUCAGACGUCUGAGCGCAGUGCCAUCCGGAGCACCUGGGGAAGAGACAGGACGGUUGGAGGAAAACGAAUAAAAACGUUCUUCCUCCUGGGAACCACGUCCAGCAGGGACAGGUCUCUGGCGGUGGCCCGGGAGAGCCAGCAGCAUCGCGACAUCAUCCAGAAGGACUUUGUGGACGUUUAUGUGAAUCUGACCCUGAAGACCAUGAUGGGAAUGGAGUGGGUCCACCGCUAUUGUCCUCAGGCCGCUUUCGUCAUGAAAACAGACUCUGAUGUGUUUAUCAACGUCUACUACCUGACGGAGCUGCUUCUGAAGAAGAACCAGCCCUCGGGGUUUUUCACUGGCUUCCUUUAUAAAAAUGCCUUGCCUGUCAGGAAAAGGUCCCAUAAAUGGUUUGUUAGCAAAUAUGAAUAUUUGUGGGGAACGUACCCGACCUACUGUGACGGCACUGGCUAUGUCUUCUCCAGCGACGUGGCCAGUCUGGUGUAUGAAGUUUCUGAACGUGUCCGUUAUAUUAAACUGGAAGAUGUCUUUGUGGGGCUCUGCCUCCAAGAGCUGGGGAUCAGACCUCAACGACUUCACAAUGUUCAGACCAUCUUUCCACAGGGCUUGCCCUUUUCCGUGUGUCGCUUCAAGAAGAUUGUGGCCAGCCAUCACACCAAUUCUCAAGAUAUGAGGGUCUAUUGGCACAGCCUGGAAAGUUCCCUGGGAGAGGAGUGUCCAGGUUAUUGA